This is a messenger RNA of Thyridium curvatum, 918 nucleotides long. RefSeq lists its product as uncharacterized. Gene Ontology annotation, molecular function: oxidoreductase activity. NCBI's taxonomy places the organism in Eukaryota, Fungi, Ascomycota, Sordariomycetes, Thyridiales, Thyridiaceae. Bases 1 to 918 code for a protein of 305 amino acids. The record is from RefSeq and is a predicted model, not a curated record. The transcript has a single exon.
AUGUCUGUCCUAGUUAUAGGGGCUGGUGAGCUCGGCACCGCAGUCAUCGAUGCACUUGUCAACCAUCCCCGACGCAGCGGAGGACGCAUUGGGGUUGUGCUGCGGGCGGAGAGCAUCAAAUCAACCGAUCCCGCCAAGAAGCAGAGCAUCGAGCACCUUCGAUCUCAAGGGAUCGAGAUCGAGAGUGGCGACUUUGCCAACGCGCCGAGGGAGCUAAUCCCGACAUUUCAAAAGUACGAUGUCGUCGUGCAGGCGGCAGGGAUGGGCCAAAAGCCCGGCACGCAGCUUGGGGUGGCCAAAGCUGUGCUUGAAGCAGGUGUCCGGCGUUUCUUUCCUUGGCAGUAUGGCCUUGACUACGAUGCCAUUGGCGAAGGGAGCGCGCAGGACUUGUUCGACGAGCAACUAGAGGUCCGGAAGCUGUUGAGAAGCCAGAGCAAGACGAAGUGGACCAUCGUAUCGACAGGUCUGUUCAUGAGCUUCUGGUUUCUGAAGGACUUUGGUGUCGUUGAUCUGGAGAAGCACACGGUGAGAGCGCUAGGUAGCUGGGACAUUCGAGUGGCCACGACGGCAGCCGAGGAUAUCGGAACACUGGUCGCCGAAGCCGUCUAUGUGUCCGGGGAGAAGGGCGUGGAUGGGGUGGUCUAUACUGCUGGAGACGUGCUGAGCUAUGGUGAGUUUGCUGAUCGGAUGGAUGCAGGCUUGGAUACCAAGUUCAAGAGAGAAGAGUGGAGUAUACCGCAGCUGGAGGAGAAGCUCGAGCAGGAUCCAACAAACACCAUGACCAAAUAUCAAUUGGUGUUUGGGAGAGGCAAGGGGACGUCGUGGGACAUCGACCAGACGCUUAACCACCAGCGAGGCCUUCGAUUGACGACAGUAGCGGACUAUAUCCAAAAGAAGAAGGGGGACCUUGUCAUUUGA